This is a messenger RNA of Perca flavescens (yellow perch), 5663 nucleotides long. RefSeq names its product nfe2 like bZIP transcription factor 1b (gene nfe2l1b). The record is from RefSeq and is a predicted model, not a curated record. Gene Ontology annotation, molecular function: RNA polymerase II cis-regulatory region sequence-specific DNA binding; DNA-binding transcription factor activity, RNA polymerase II-specific. Gene Ontology annotation, cellular component: nucleus. Lineage: Eukaryota; Metazoa; Chordata; Actinopteri; Perciformes; Percidae. The coding region runs from base 1135 to 3537 and encodes 800 amino acids. Gene Ontology annotation, biological process: regulation of transcription by RNA polymerase II. The transcript has 6 exons.
GACAUGAGCUAACGUUAGCAGACACAUAGAUAAAUACGUAGUAUUUAUGCGUGGCUGACUGGAUACAGAAGUGUGUCUUGUUUAAUACAUAAGUUACUUUUAAAAGUAGUUAAAUGGUUAGGGUAGUUAGCAGCAAACUAGCUUUUAAUGCUAGCACAGUGUGUAGAUUCGAGUUCCAAUAGUAGUUCAGCUUUUUCUUUAAGUCCCACCCAUGCGCUAUUCCUAUUGGUCGGGAGAUCUGGAGUCAUGUGUCGUUACGGCGCUUGAGCCCCGCGAAUGGCUGUGCCAUCUGUCAGUUAUCUUUUCACCACUUGUUGCUAGGGAGAUUGUUUGAUGCUAGCCACGGCGGAAGUAGAGGUACCUGUCACUUUUUAGGGUAAACAGAGGUGCGAGCUAACUAGCUAAUGUGGCGACACGGCAUACCAUCAGUACUUUAUGUUAUGUAUCAAAGUGGUUAUACAUGUGUAAUAGCAGUAGCCCGGUCUUAAAACACAAGGUAGCUAACCGCUAACGUCAUAAGGACGAAGAAAGGCGCAGCUGUGCGAGAGGAGGGAGGGACCCUGCCCGCUAUCUAACGCUGUCGUUUGCGCGUGUGCUAGCCAGCCCUGCGAGCCUUCUCGACUCUCCCAUUCACCUUCAGCAGCACCCACAAGAAGUAGUCCUGUCAAGGGUGGGGUGAUGUCUAAAGCUCUGUGUUCACCAUCUGUUGUCUGCUGAAUUUACAAGAACGAAAAAGGCAUUGCGCGUCCGGUACGAGCCGACAUCACUUCUCUAGUCUUGGGAGGAUGGAGUGGUUGCAGUGGGCUAGCAAGUCCUGAUUUUUUUUUUUUUUUUCUGUCAUUAACGUGUUUAAUGCAAAUGUAGGAAUGGGAAGAUGAGAACCUGAUGAAGAAAAAAGCUUUGAGCACAAACUGGACUCUCACAGAGUGGAAACCCCAUCUUGGAUCUUAUAUGCCUUUUAAACAUACAGAAUCCUGUUGAAGACCCUUUCCCCUCACUAUCUUUAACCACUUUUUUUACGUUCAUGUAUCUAUCUCCGUCUUCUAGUACAAGUACAGAAGUUAUAGAUCCAAGCUAGUUGGCCCCGUUUUUGUUUUUAUUUUUUACUUCCACCUUUUGUUCCUUUGUAAAGAAAUGCUUUACCUGAAAAAAUACUUCACAGAGGGCCUGAUUCAGUUCACCAUCCUUCUGAGUCUCAUUGGGGUGCGGGUGGACGUUGACACCUAUCUAAGCAACCAGCUGCCCCCACUGAGAGAGAUCAUCCUGGGCCCUAGCUCAGCCUACACCCAGACACAAUUUCACAACCUGCGCAACACGCUGGACGGCAAUGGCAUCCAUCCAAAGAGUGUGGACCUCGACCAGUUUUUCACCACUCGGCGGCUGCUGAACCAGGUGCGCCAGCUGGAUCGCAUCUUUGUGCCCAGUACCGAGCUCAACACCUGGCUAGUGCAUCGUGACUCAGAGACUGUGGUGUCCACCAGCAGCCAGUCCAGCCCCAGCAUCACCCUGGACAAUGGGGGCGGCCUAGAGGACGCUAGCAACCCUGACGCUACCCCGGCCAUGAGGGGAGGAAGCGGAACGCCUGAAUCCACGUACAACCUGAACGAAGCAGACAGCAGCCUGGGAGCUGUGGCCCCAGAGGGCAACCAGGAGCCGAGCAGCAGGGAUGGUAAUGACGACCUCACCAAAGAGGACAUUGACUUGAUUGACAUCCUAUGGAGACAGGACAUCGACCUCGGUGCAGGAAGAGAAGUGUUCAACUACAGCAACCGUCAGAAGGAGAGUGAGGAGGAGAAGCCCCACCCACAGGAGAACAAAGACGGGAAUGAGGAACAAGAGAGGUGGAGAAAUGGAGUAAACUUACAAGGUGCUCAGCCAGUAGAUGGGGAGACUGGAGAGAGUAUUCCAGAGCAGCUCCCAGGUCUUGGUUCACAGACUUCACUCUCUCUACAAGAAUGCUUGAGGCUGUUGGAGGCCACUUUCCCUUUUGGAGAAGAAUCUGAGUUUCCAGCACCGGUUGUCACCCCAGAAAUAGUUUCCAAUGAAGGAGUUGCGUCUACUUCUCAGAGCCUUCCUCUGGCACCACAGCUGCCCCCAGCAGAGCCCCAGUUAGACCUGGAGCAGCAGUGGCAAGACAUCAUGGCCAUCAUGGAGCUACAAGCAAUGGAAGUGAACAUCACUUCGCCCCACAGCAACUCCAGCAGUGACAUCGACUCGAGUGGGACAACGGAGUCAAACACUGGGGGAAACUUUGGACUCCCUACUCACCCGACACCGGUAAACCAGGAUGUCAGCCUCCACCAGGCUUCCCUCCCCAGCUGCAGCCAAGACUUCCCCCAGAUUUUCAAUCCCCAGUUGGACUCUACUAGCACCGCCCCGAGACCCACAAUGCCCAGGCUCGCUUCCAGCAACUCCAGCAACAUCAACUCCACGUUUGGCACCACUAACCUGACCGGGAUCUUUCUCCCACCACACAUCAAUAGUUCCAGUACCAACGUGACGUCCACGCCGAUCCUGCCCGAUCCGUUCAGCAACCUGCUGGAAGAGUCCAUGUUGGAUGAGAUCAGCUUGCUAGACCUCGCCAUGGAGGAGGGCUUCAGCCAGGCCCAAGCUUCGCAGCUGGAGGAUGAGCUCGACUCCGAUUCGGGCCUUUCCCUGGACUCCAGCCACAGCCCGGCCUCCCCGAGCAGCUCCGAGACGUCCUGCUCUUCGGCGGCGUCGUCGUCGUCGACGUCCGCCACCUUCUCCGAGGAGGGAGCCGUGGGGUACAGCACCGACUCCGAGGUCGCUGCCGCAGAGACGGAGGAAGGUGCCGUUGGCGGCUAUCAGCCUGGGUACAGUAAGCUCUGCCGCAUGAGCUACCAGGACCCCUCCCAUAACCACGGCCUCCCUCAGCUCGACAGCAUCAGCCACAACCAUACUUACAACCUGCCGCUCUCCUCCGCGUUCGCCGAGCAUCUGGAGCUCCCCGUAGCAGUUGGAAAGAAGACCGUCCGCGACAAACACAACAAGCUUCAGCCUCCUCUGGACUUGCUCGACAAGCACUCGAGCCGCGACGAACGCCGAGCCCGGGCGAUGAAAAUCCCCUUCUCCAACGAGAAGAUCAUCAACCUGCCCGUGGAAGAGUUCAACGAGCUCCUAGCCAAGCACCACCUGAGCGAGGGCCAGCUGGCCCUCAUCCGCGACAUCCGCAGGCGCGGCAAGAACAAGAUGGCGGCCCAGAACUGCCGCAAGCGCAAGCUGGACACCAUCAUCAACCUGGAGCAGGGCGUCCAGGACCUGAGGCGCGACAAGUCCCGCCUGCUGAAGGAGAAGAUGGAGUUCAUUCGUUCCAUCCGGCAGAUGAAGCAGAAGAUGCAGAGUCUGUACCAGGAGGUGUUCACUCAGCUACGGGACGAGCAGGGCCGGCCCUACCCCCCCAGCGAGUACUCGCUCCAGUACAGCGCCGACGGCAGCGUGCUGAUCAUGCCCCGUGGCGUGACAACUGCCGAGCAGAACCGUAAGCCCGAGAAAAAACAGAAAGACAAAAAGAAGUGAGGGGUGGGCAAACUGCUGUUUAUUCUAUCACUUUGCUAUAUCAAUAAGAGAGAUUUCUGCAGAUGCAAGAGAGAUGUCCUUUUUUUUUCCUUUUAAGAAGAUUCUGGUGAGUAGAAAAACGGUAUUGUUGACUACUCUUCCUGCAUUGGUUUCUCCCUUUUCAGUCUGUUCCUACGUUUUUGUUUUUUUCUCCUUUUCUUCCCGGAAACAACUUUGACGCAGAAGUUGCUCUUCGUUUGAGUACUGAUAUUUCGUUAUUUAGACGGGGGGGGGAAACGAUAAGCAAGGAGACGAGGGAGAUAAAAGGACAUUAAAUGAGCUAUUAGAAGAAAAAAAUUAGCCGCUCUCUCUUUUGCAACAAACCACUGAGGAUGGAGAUGUGUAGGGUGUAACAAGGGACUGGUAUUGAGAAAAGUGGAAGUAAAAGAACCCUGUCAACAAGGAUGGUUGGAAUACCUAUGCACCGAAGGUUUUAAAAGGACAGAUAACAUCCCUUCCUGGAGACUUUUAGUGAUUUUUGUCACGGAGGCUUUUAAGUUGCAAAUCUUCAGGCAAAGAACAGCAUCUAUGGUUGUGAGAGUUUAGAUACCAAAGGCUAAAAGGAAGUCCAUCAUUUUAGGAUGCAAUUAACACCCAUACUAACCAAAGGUUGUAUGGUGCACAUCACUUGAUCUGAACACAUCUUAUAUGCUCAAACGCUGCACUCAAAUUCUGUCGGUUUGUGCAUCGCAAAUUCCAGUUUUUGAGUCAGUUUUGUUGGCGGCAUCUCAAGUUCAGAAGGCCCUGAAAAGAUUGGGUGUGUAUGUGUGGAAGGACGACGUUGAGACAAGAAUAGAGUCAGAAGCCGAGCGUUCCUGAGCUGGCCACUGCUAAAAGAGGCCUGGAGUUGGAGUCCUGCAAGAGGAGCACAUGGAUGUUUUAGGGAGGAGAUGCACUGCAUUGCAAAAUGUAUCAACUUCCUUAUAAAUUAUACAUAGCACUGUAAUUUGUCUUUAAAAGGCUUGGCUAUAUGCAUUUUGCCGUGUCUGUCGCUAUUCCUUCGCUGCAGGUUUAAAUACGGGAGCUGCGUUUAGGAAGGCUCUUAUUAACUGUUCAUAAUCUGUAGUAUAAGCAAGGUUAUAGGUCUAGCUACAUAAGCUUUAUGUAAAAGUCUACACUCUUUUGGUUGAUUUUUUUAAAACGUCACGCAGAGCCUGUAAUCAUAAGAGGAAUUGAAGGUACCGGGACGGGCCCAGAGCUCCAGAGAGUACUGUUUGAUUUCCACCAAUUUCUCCAGGCUGUCACCAAUAAGAGUUAUGGAUCAUUUAUCGGUUUCUUUUGGACGCCUUGUUUUAAGCACCAACUUAAAACGGGCUCAGUUGUCGCUGUGGUUUAGCGAUAUCCAUUUUCAUUAACUUAUUUGCCAACGUUACCCAACUGAAAGCCACUUGAGGCAAUUUUUAACUGCUGUAAAGCUGAGGUCUUGGCUUAAAUAUUGAGUCCGAGUAUUUAAUUUGUUUGUGUCGACACAGCGAGCCAAGGUGUUCCAGGAGAUAAAAGUUAUUUGAAUGCGUGAAAUGACCGUGUGUGUUGUGGCCACUUUGAUUUGCCUUUAUUUCUCAAUCUCAUCUCUCACUUUCAAUGUUUUGAGAACUGAAGGAAAACGUCCUCAAAGAAGUGCUAUUACUUUGUUUGAAUGAAGUUCUGUCAGUACGUGUAACAUGGCCCUCUUUUAAAAAGAAAAAAUAGGUAAUUGUUGCAGCUGAGAUAGCGAUUAGGCUAGAAUAUUUACAAGAGGCUGAACAGAACUCGCAACAUUAAGAUGAUGUCCAAAAAAAAAUGUUUUUGAAAGCAGAUAUGUCCUCAUUAAAUGUGAUAUUCAGGCAUGGAACUGGUUAACAUUCACUUCAGUGUAACACCAACAAUUUAGUACUGCUACUACUUAGUGCACUUUUUUUUUGUCUGUCUUGUUAUGUAAAUAUUUUUAUGUUUGUGUUUGUCAUGAUUUAUGUAGUUUGUCAAAUGUCUCCAUAACGGCCUCACCCUCUGCUUUCAGUUUGGAUGUAGUUUCCUCUGUUUUGAGGUAUUUGCCGGCAAUCAAGAAUUGUUUUUAUUGAUUAAUAAAGUGUUUUUAUUUUCACCUGUGA